UCCAAACACUACGCUUACCAGGGGCGUCCGAUGGAUGAUAUUCUUAACGAACAUGAAGUUAUUAAAUUUCUCACGAACCGGGGCGGACGGUGCACCAAUUUUGAACUGGUGUCCAACUUCAAGAGCGUCCUCAACGAUCCAAGAUACCAAGCUGCAGCCAGGCUGAAAUUCAAAGAUAUUAUCAAUACCGUUGCUACUGUCGGGGAAUAUCAGAACAUUAAAUAUAUAGAAAUAAAAAAGGAAUACAUGGUCAACAAUGAUGUCUUUCAUGCUGAUAUCUCAAACAAAUCCGAACCGUCCAGUUUAUCUUCAGAAAGUAGCAGAGGAUCAUACUCUUCUCCAUUCUCAAAUGACUUUCAGCCCUACUGGCGCUAUCGUUUGGCCACCACCACCAAAGUACCUUCCCUUCCACCUCGAAAUCCAGAACUGGAAGCCUUUCUCAAACCACCUGGCAAUGACGUCACAAGACAUAUACCCAUUAAUAGAUCUGUAUCAGAAACUACAUUGUCUCAGAAUGCUGAUUUGAGACCAGUACAUCAAAUUCCUAAUUAUGUUGCUGCUCAAAAUCGUAGGUCUUCCACUGAUAAUACUCGAUAUCAGCAAUCGGUUGGUAACAGGUCUGAUGAAAACCAAAGCUACGGCAAUCAGUAUGCCAGCAGCAAUGUCCGUCGCUUGUCUGGCAAUUUCUCACCUGACAGAAUGCUCAAUACUCCUGAUGCUUACAGAAUUUCCCAAAGUCUUCCAUACAAUAAUCAUGGUUUAAACAGAAGUGUGUCAGAAUAUUCUUCUAAUGUAGAUCGUAGAGUUUCUGCUAAUGGAUAUCCCGGCGAAAACACUCAGAGAUUCUCUUAUCAUGCUCCAAGCGAUUUACAAAGAACUUCGAGUGGUUAUGAUGCUGGAUAUAACAGAUCAAAUUAUGAAAGAAAUUCAGACAUGUACCGCGAAGGCUAUCAUAGUGAUACUACCAAAGGAUCAACCGAAACUUCCCGAGCUUACAAUGAGUCUCCUCCCUCAAGAAAAUUUGAAGCUAUGCAUGGUAUUCACAGAAGAGCAUCGAACGAUUCUGGAUACUUAACAACACCAUUCGAUUCUCCAAAUGAGAAUCGAUCUUUGAAGAACUCUCCUUCCAGAAGAAUUGAAGUGGAUUUUGAGGAAGAUGAAUCAGAUAUACACACUUCUGCCAAUUUGAGAAACGUUUCAAGGGCCCUUUUCAGAGAUUCGAAUGCACCCACCAAGACAAUCCGACAAUCAUCUAACAACAUUGAAAGUGAGUUCACAGGCGACACGAGAAAACAGAUUGGUACUAGACCACAAGUUCAUUCUGAUCCUAGGAUCCAAGAGAUUAUACCAUCCAAUCCCAAUCGAAGGAUCGUUCCAAACGCUCAUUCCAGUCCGAGUCGGGCGAUGUCCAGAGACGACACCAACAAACAUUCCAUUUCAGAACAAAAUGUCAUUCCAAAACGAAAUAGCACCAGUGAUCUGCCUGGCAAAGCAUUAUCUGCACGAAAUAGUGAAGCAAGCAGCGAUGGAUCAAUGGUGUCGUUGAAUUCCGAACAAGAUUUCGAUUCCUCGAAACUCAAAGAUCAAAAGUCUCAUUCAAAAUUAUCUACCAAUCCGGAUGAAAUCGAAUCCUCAAUUGCAACAAAGGAAGAUAGUCCCCCGCCACUACCACCUGCUAGACGAAGAAAACACCCAGAUAAGGGUCCUUCUGAAGAAGAUACCAAAGAAAACACCGAACAACCAAACCGUGACUGGUCCAUGGCCAGUGGCAAAGUGAGAGAUCGAGUCCAGCACUUCGACGACAUGGAAAAAAAGAGGAACACCAAACGAUCCCAUUCGCCACUCACACCUGACAAAGAAAACAGGAUUCAUUCGAAGGGAAUUGGAACUGAUGAUGAUGUUUCCAUUUCUGUGCUGGAUACGAAGUUAAAAAAGGAAUGGUUCGUAAAAGCUGCUCAAUGCGAUUACCAUGCUUUGGUAGCCUUACUGAAGAAAGAACCCAAACUAGCUGCAAUAAAGACGGCGUUGCACUGGGCAGCGAAACAUGGCGACGCUAAUGUGAUAAAGCUGAUUGCUGGAGCUUACAAGGUCAACCCAAAUAUUAGAUCGGGUUAUACUCCUGUGCAUAUAGCGUCACUUCACAAGCAUGAAAUGAUUGUUCAUUUGCUAGUCCAUACGUAUGGCGCUGAUGCUUCUCUUCGAGACUAUAGUGGAAAGCGUGCUGACCAGUAUCCAGACAACUACGUCCGCGUUGUGGCGGGACACAAGACUGUAGAAAGGAGACCUUUGAAACAACGUCCACCAGAAAAAGAGACGACCACCACCAGCAGCAACAGUUUCAUGAGGAUCGGCUCCUUGAAUCUCAGAAAAGCUAGAAAAUCCACCGUCUUCGCUAGUGUUCGUGGUGGAAGCAGAAAUCGGAACUCACUUGGUGAAUUGCGAUUCGGUAACCACUCAUCUAUGAGGAAAAAACUUCAUAAAAGUAUGCCUCCUCUAGAAAAGAAAAGUGAGCUGGAAAAGAAGAACGAUUCCGAUUCCGAUAGCAAUUACGGAUUUCCGUCCAAAAAGCAAGAAUCGUAGCUUGUGCUGCCAUCUGUCAGCUUUUAUAAUAAACAAAUAUCAAGUUUGAAUUUUAACCAAAGCUUACUACUCAGGAGAAAGAAAAAUUCUCACGAAUUCCAUGCAUGCGUGGAAAAAUUGUACUCACGAAAAAUAAUUGUUUAUUUAUUUAUUUUUAUACUCUGUUACAUAUAUCUAUGAAAACAAAAUCAUUAUUUAUUCCUUAAAUUUUUGAAACAAUAUAUGAAUAAAGGCCUCACUGAAAAAAUA
Messenger RNA from Argiope bruennichi, 2829 nucleotides. RefSeq lists its product as uncharacterized. The transcript has 12 exons. Lineage: Eukaryota; Metazoa; Arthropoda; Arachnida; Araneae; Araneidae. The coding region runs from base 31 to 2580 and encodes 849 amino acids. Gene Ontology annotation, molecular function: protein binding. The record is from RefSeq and is a predicted model, not a curated record.